UUUAAGCGCGAUAAAAAUGUAUUAUUUUAAUUUAAAAAACAAAAAAUCAAAAUAACACUUUUAAUUGAGAGAAAAUGUCAAAUCCAGUCAAAUUGUUGAAUAUCUAAAUUUUAAUUCCAUCACUCUUUUUUUCCCAACUUAUCGAAUUUUGCGAGCUUCUAAGAAUUUUUUCGGAAAAAUUUUGCCACUAAAGUUUACAUGUCAAAACGUGACGUGACGUAACGUUUAUCAUCCUCCUUUUCUUUCUUAAAUUUGGCACAUUUCAAUGUCUGUGACAGGAGUAAAAAUUAAUAAAAUGGCAAAUACUGUGACUGAGGAUGAAAUGGGGAAAAAAUGGGAUAAAUGUUUCACAGAUGCAGUGCUGAAAUUAGGAGGUGGAAUUCUAGUAGGCUCAGUAUUUUCUCUUCUUUUCAUUCGAAGAAAAUGGCCCAUUAUUACCGGAGCUGGUUUUGGAUUAGGUAUGGCAUAUUCAAAUUGUGAAAAUGAAAUUAAUUCAACGGUGAGUCAAUGUAAAACAAAAAGUCGAUGCGAUGAAAAGAAAUGAAUAUUAUAAAUUAUUAGAUUUUUAACAAUUCGUUCAACAUCUGACGAUAUAUAGAUAAAAUAUUAUGAAAAUAGUUGAUGUACUCUACGUCAUAGAGGCAGCGUUUAAAAUAUCUCGCCAACUUGUACAUUAAGGAAUUAAAUAAAACUAUUUCUUAUUUAAA
This is a messenger RNA of Leptopilina heterotoma, 707 nucleotides long. Its product is annotated as MICOS complex subunit Mic10-like. Bases 266 to 544 code for a protein of 92 amino acids. The transcript has 3 exons. NCBI's taxonomy places the organism in Eukaryota, Metazoa, Arthropoda, Insecta, Hymenoptera, Figitidae. The record is from RefSeq and is a predicted model, not a curated record. Gene Ontology annotation, cellular component: mitochondrion; MICOS complex; mitochondrial inner membrane.